CUUCACAUGUGAGUAGUAUAUUUAGUUGACAUGCACUCCACGAUAUGACUGUUGGGGACUUCGACCGCUGACAAAACGUUACAGGUGACAGGUGAUCAAGAAACAGAGGUCUCUAGAAUAAGGCUCGGUGGAAACAGCCCAACGUGAGAUAAGAAUCUCCGGCAGACAUGCAUCAGCUGUGCUUAAACGCGGCUGUAGUCAUCCUGUGUCUUGCUCCGACGCCAGCCGCACAAGGUCAGCCAACGCCCCAUGAACUUGGUCUGCAAACAGAUCCUGGAGCAGCGGAACCAUUCAAAGGAAUAUCGAAGUGGAUAAAGGUUCUCCACGAUAAAGGAGUCGACUUUCGAACGCUGUUGAGGGACCCGUUCGGCGUACAAGGCAACCAUGACCCCUUCUCUGAACAUUGCCGUCACGCCAUCAUUUACGAUAAGUCAAUGAUAUGCAGAUUUCAAAGCAUGUACCCAUCCUGUCAGAUCAAGCAGAUAAGAACUUCAACCGACAUGGGCUUUGCUGCAGAGAUAUAUAAAUAUAGUGGUAUAUCUCAUAUCAGUUCCCGUUAUCACUCUUACCGUCCCCCAUUUAAGGACCCUAUUCCUGAAAUGAUACAAGAAUGUAAAAACCCUAGUAAAGCUGAUAAACCAUCAUGUCAGGUCAUAAUGCUCGUUGAGUUUCGCGAAAAAAUCCUGAAACAGAUUGUGAACUUUGGGAAAGCAAAGAGGCUACAAAUGUCCAAAUACACCACCCAAGCUUGGUACCGUCAUCCGAAGCUGAAACCUGUCUGUCGAUCCCGCCCUGAUGAAUUGGUGAAAUACGUGACAGAACUAUCCAAAAUCAAAACACUCAAAGACAAGAUUGUUCCACUCUUAGACACAAACGUGUGGCCUGUCAACAUAACUGCCCCCUUUAGAGCCGAGCUUGAUGCCGUGUGUAAAACUAACCCUGAUGACAAAUUUUGCAUGUACAAGAAGGUGUUCCUCUUGUCUGAGCCAAUACGAGAAGUGAAAAAAAUAGCUGACAAAUAUACAUGGGAAAGUGGGGUAGCGCAAGCAGCUAUUGCUGCCCUCUCCAUGCAGUUCAAAGACUUCAAGAAAAAUAGUCCAACUGAAUUUAAGGACAUUCCACCCUUGUCCGAAAAAGCACUAUAUGUGGAGAAUACUCGACACAUAUUUGCCGUUAUCCAGGAAAACAAUUUCGUUGGACUAAAUGCCCUGAUGUCCCUCUAUAGUAAGUUCGAGGCUGCCUAUUUCGGAGAAAAGAGUGUGAGUGGAACAACGGAACAGGUGCUCCUCUACAAUCUGCAUAAACUUGUGGAACAAGCUCGUCUCAUUGUUGACAGGCACCAGCAAACGCUAAAAACCAGAAAAGUUCUUACAACUGAAGUUGAUUUAAAGGUUCUGCUUCGCAGCACGGAGAUGAACAAGAUCCUCGAUUUUGUUAAAGGUCAAAAAUCUGAUUUGUUAAACAUCGCUAAUUAUCUCACUGCCAAAGUAGGUCAGAGCGUAGCCAGCCAAUUCGAGGGACUGAAAAAAUAUUUCACUAAAGUGGAGUCUUUCAAUAGGGAUAAAUCAAUGGCAGAUAUCAAGUACGUUAAGGGUAUGUUGGACACAUUCACAAAAUCCUCUAAAAAAUUGCAAGGGACUGUCAAUGAUAACAUAGACAAGAUCGUUAAGUAUGCUCUACAAACAGCACAGGCACAGGUCGGGGAGCAGGCAGCCAUGUUAGCACUGAGGAUAGCGGAGGCAUGUAACCCAAUGGACUGGCUUCUAAAUGGCGGGUCUGCCAGUGAAAUUAUGGAGACUGCAGCAAUUUUAGCAAACAGUAUUGCAGAUUUGGCUGUGGUAGAAAAACUGAAGUCAUCAGUAUCAAGUCUUAUCAAAGAAACAAAAGCCUUAUCAGUUGGUUUUGCUAAAAACAACGACUUUCUGAAAGUUAUCCGUCGGGUUAUCGAUAAUAUAGAUUCCCCCUAUUCCAGUUUUGAAGCAGAUAAAACAUUUUUCUUAAGCAAAUACGCGGAUUACCAGCCGGGAAUUACACGACCGCAGCUAGUAGGAGUUGAAGUAUUUUGGGGUGUCGUUGUUGACGAAGCCUGCACCAUCAUCGAGAAUUCGCAAGCAUCAGCUUCAGCACAUUUUAAGAGAAUGGUCGGGAAAAGCGGGAUAUGCUGGAAGACCAAAAUUGAAAUUGCAAAAAUGAUCGAGACCUUCUCCGAAAUAUACGACUUUCAGUUUGAUUUAGUAGCAGACAUGGCGUCUUAUAUGAGAGCCCAAACUGCAGUAAAUGCCGCACAGUCUAUGAAUGCCAACUUUGAUGCGAUCACCUCCAAGGCAGGGGCUGCAGAGGACAAGCUGAUGGUGAUGGAGCAAAUGUCCGCCAUUAUGGUCGUCACCCACAAGGUUCAGACGUGGGUCAUCGUAGAUCAGUAUUGCAAUAUCCUGGAGUACAAAAAUGGUGGACGGAGGCCGGCCGUAUGUAAAGGUGUGAAAUCCGCUGUCCCGGCUCUUCUUGCGCAUCCAGAAGCAGCCUGUGACAAUGAAGUUCGCUUGUAUGUCAAUAUCCCUACCGUUCCCUCAAAAAGCUCGGACAAAGCCUUCGUUAACAUUACGGAUUUAUAUGCUGGUAAUGAGAUCACAUUUAAGAUCGAGAAUCAGCAAUGGUUGAGGGAUAAUGGUUGGAUUGGGGUGAAUGAUAUUAUUAUUGCAUCAUAUGUUAAAGAUUUCGAAGUUUAUGCACCAACAAAAACGACGACUUACAGGCGUGUUAAAUCAUCAGUUAUUGGUUUGUUGAAUAACGAACUUAUUCCAGGCCAAACUGAAUAUGUCAUAGUCCCACAACAUCCAAUGGUAUUUGAGUACCAAGAAGGGCUAUUACUGCAUAACUGUCGCAAGGGGAAACUCCAGAACCCAUACACCACCUGCACGAAUGAUAAGAUCUCGUAUAUCUGCCCCCUAAGCAACGAUCUGACAACCUGCGAGGAACUCAAAACCAAAACGUUGCUGUUUCCUUCCAUUUUCUCCACCUGGAAGAUCCAGCUCCAUGGGUUUAAGUUCUCGCCUGUUCCUGACCCAGCAACCGAACUCCCCAUCAAAGUUGGAAUACUGAUGUGCACCAUGUACAACAGGACUGCCGAAAGGCAGAUAACUCGACGGGAUAUCCGAGACACGCCGUCCCAACAUUCACUGUCUGUACGAAGUGGCGACAGGGCUGGUUGCGCUAAAUCCUGCUGCCCCGCGAACCAGUACUUGUCCCAGAAGACCUUCACUUGCAAGCCAUGCCCAGCUGGGUCCGUCUCUGCGCUGGGCGGGUAUUAUUGCCAGAAGGCUCCUACUGAGUGAGUGAGGUUUCGAAGUAAGAUGGGGUGCUGUAAUAGCACGUGGACGUAUAGAAGAUAAUAAGGGAUUGACCAUUUUAUAUUUGGUGGGAUAUUUCUUUUAAUAGUUCUGGAAAAAAAUAUUUUUCUUCCGAUUUUAAAACAGGACAUACUGGGUGUCAGGAAAAACGCGUGCUAAACAAGAAAAGAUCUGCUCCUCCUUUUAGAGUAAAAUAAUAUGUCUUGGAGAAGUGGCCGAAAAUAUAUUGUUUUACCCCCAAAUAUAGGCCUUCAAUUUAUUAUUAUAUAAUCAAGAAAAUGUAUACAACCUUAUGCUGUUAUAUAAUCAAGAGAUUAGUCUUUUUCUAUUUAUAUAAUCAAGAAGAUAUAUACAGGAAUAUGCUAUUAUAAACUGUCCGGCAAAGUAUAUCUGAAAAAAGGAUUUAACCAAAUCAUUACGAACGUUAUCAAAACGUUACUAGACUGAACACAUUAGUUCUAAAACACAACUAUAAUACCCGUAUCAAAAACAUCACCCUCGACAAACCAUUUGUCGUUUGUUUCAUUUUAGCCACCAUCACUAAAAACUCUUUUGCCCGACUGUUUAUAAUCAAGAAGACGUAUUAAUAUGUAUACAUGCUUAUACCUAGCUAUUAUCAAAUUUCUACGUGAAAGCUUUUGUUUGCUUGUUUGUUUGUUUGUUUUUAUAUUUGUUGUUUUAUAUCCAUGUCAAUGGAUACAUCGUUGUAAUCACAGGGUGUAUUGCAUUCUAUAAUUACGCACCAUGGUUAAGAAAUAAUAGGACACAAUCAGUAAUACUAAAUCUUAAUGAUCAUCAUUUUUAAGAUACUUCUUAAAACCCAUUAAGCUUUCGCUAAAUAUGUCCCAAAGAUCAGAUACAUUUAUAUUGAAAGUCUAACAGUUAAACGUCUGUUGUACAUCUUCUGUAUUGUAUGAAUAUAAACAUGUUCAAGUUUAUCAUUCUAAAUUCCCCUUGUAAUUAAUACUUUAUUAAGUCUAUUUUUUAAAUUUUAUCCGGCUAAUCAUUCAAAAUGAAUUAAAAGAAUAUUCUGUCUACAGCCCCUGGAAUUUCUGAAGAAAAAAAAGAUACUUGUCCGUUUUGAAUAACACAUCCGAAGAAUAGCUGAUUAAAAUAUUUACCCAUUUAAUCAAGUAAGGAACAAAGCCAUAUAUUACUAGAACAGGAAGUAUAAAUGGUUUUUUGAUAGUACCAAAUGCUUUUUCAAAAUUAGUUAAGAUCAGCAUGUCAGGUUUGUCGAACAUCGUGCAAUAUCAUCUACCAGGAAUUAUUCCUGUCUGUUCUCUUUGUGAAACUUUAUGCCUAUGUAUAUCACGAUAAUGUGUGACAGCUUACACCUAAGUAUUAUUAUGUUUCUAUGUGAAGGUUUCUGCCUAUGUAUUAUCAAGAUGUGUGAAGGCUUAUAUAAUACAAACUUGUGGUAUUACAUUAUCAAGAUGUGUGAAGGCUUAUGCUUCCUUCUAAUCAAUGUAAUCUGUGAAGGUUUAUAUUAUACAAACUUGUGGUAUUUUACAAUCAAGAGACGAUCUUUUUUUCAUUCUGUAUGCAUUGUUGAAUAAAAGCUUUUCUCCGCACAA
This is a messenger RNA of Haliotis rufescens (red abalone), 4924 nucleotides long. RefSeq lists its product as uncharacterized. The transcript has 2 exons. The record is from RefSeq and is a predicted model, not a curated record. Bases 168 to 3332 code for a protein of 1054 amino acids. Lineage: Eukaryota; Metazoa; Mollusca; Gastropoda; Lepetellida; Haliotidae.